AGAAGGACGGCGAGCCAAGCGGGGUGGCUGGGUGGGCAGAAGGCGGCGGCGGCGGCGGCUGAUGCGUCGCCCGUUUUCUUCGCCCGUUCCCUCGCCUCUGCCCAGCCCCGCUUCGCCAACAGGCGCCCGCCCUCCUCUCCGCGCCCGCCGGCCUUGCGGGAGCCUCUUUCGGGCCGGGGCCGCGGCGGAGGCUGCUGCUGCUGCUGCUUCCUCGCUUAGAGAGCGCUGCUGGCUUCCCAGCCCGAGUCCGGCCAAGGAUGCCCGGAGGGAGCCCGAGCUAAGAAGCGGAGGCGGAGGGGAGCGGAGAGCUGCUGGCGGACGCGGAAGAGGACUGUGGGAUCCGAGGGAAAGUUUAGCUUUCCUUCCCCGCGAAGCGCCCGGCUGCUCUCAAGUCACCCGUGGAGCCCUGCGAGGUAGCCUGGGCUGGAAACGUCCAAGGUGAGCGCUUGCAAGAACUAAAAGGAAGGACCUCCCGGUCAACCUAGGGAAGGGCUGACCAUGCCACCUUCCAAAGAUGUGGUCAAAAUCGCUGUGCAGAUGAUGGGGGCGAUUCCCCAGCUCAUCGAACUGAAUCAGGCUAAACCUCUGUCAGCAGUUGUGAAAGAAGUCUGUGAAGUGUGGAACCUGAAUAAUUCCGAGCGCUAUGCUCUGCAAUACGUGGAUGGCCAGCAAGCCUACAUUACAGAACUGAACCGUGGAGAAAUUAAGAAUGGGAGCAUCCUGCAGUUGACAACUGCUCCGGAUCAAGAGGCAGCAAAGUUGCAUGGGGGUAUUCAAAGCAACAGUGUGGACGUGAAGACCAAUUCUUUGAAGAAGUUGGCAAGCCUGUCGCGGGAUGUGGCCUUUGCCCAGGAGUUUAUUAGCAGAAAUGGCCUUAAUCAGCUCUUCCUGAUUGUGGAAGAAGAUAAUAAUACAGGGGAGGUUCUGGCGUAUACCCUGAAGGCCUUUGUGGAGCUGAUGGAACAUGAUUUUGUUUCCUGGGAGACCCUCAGCCCCACUUUCAUCAAAAAGAUUGUGAGUUACAUCAAUAUCAGUCCCCUGGAUGCUUCUAUCCAGCAGAUUUCCUUGGCCAUCUUGGAGAACAUGGUGCCCACCAGUCGGGCUCUUUUUGAGCUGGUCAAGCAACAAGUGACUUUGGAUCGCCUCAUUGCCCUCUUGCAAGUAAUGAACACACAGCUGCAGCUCAAAGCUAUGGCGCUCCUGAUUGCUCUCCUCCUCAAUGCUGGCGAGGCAGAAAGAAGGGAGAUGAUGGACUAUCUAGGGGAGAAGAACCUCCGGCAAUUUAUCCACAAGAACAUUGUCCACGCUUCGGACCCGAUUGCGGAUGAGAUGGCUCACUACCUCUACGUCCUGCAGUCGCUCACACUCAACCUCCUGGAGCGUCGGAUGAGGGCCCCCAUGGACCCCUAUUCCCAGGAACAACGGGACCUGCUCCAGUCUUUGCGCCAUGCUGCCUUUGUGUCCGAGAACGAGUCUUCCGCUGGCAGCUACAACACCGAGCGUCGACACUCGCUUUGUGCUAAAGAAUUCCGCAAGCUGGGCUUUGUGAAUAACAGUAACCCUGCGUUGGAUUUGCACCGGACUCCUCCGGGGUUGCUUGCACUGGACAGCAUGGUCUAUUUCUCCAGGCAUUUCCCAAAUGCGUACAGCAGGUUUAUUCUUGAGAACAGCAGUCGAGAAGAUAAACACGAAUGUCCGUUUGCUCGGAGCAGCAUCCAACUUUCCUUUAUGCUGUGUGAGAUUCUUCAUGUAGGGGAGACAUGCUCAGAGACAGCCCAGGCUUUCUACCCCAUGUUCUUUGGCCAAGAACACUUCUUUGAUGAGGUUUUCUGUAUUUGCAUCCAGCUGUUGAACAAAACCUGGAAGGAGAUGCGAGCUACUCAAGAGGAUUUUGACAAGGUCAUGCAAGUGGUUCGGGAGCAGAUCACACGAACCCUGGCCCUGAAGCCCACUUCGCUGGAGCUCUUCAAGAGUCGAGUGAACACCCUCAACUACAGUGAGAUCCUGCGUCUCCGGCAGACAGAACGCAUGCAUCAAGAGGAAAUUCUACCUGUCCCUGUCCUGGAAUUGAAGGAGCGGCUGAAACCCGAACUCAUCAAGUUGAUCCAGCAGCAGAGACUCCUGCAUCUUUGUGAAGGGACGCUUUUUCGCAAAAUUAGUAGCCGCCGUCGGCAAGAUAAGCUCUGGUACUGCCGUCUUUCUCCCAACCAUAAAUUUCUCCAUUAUGGAGAUGUGGAAGAAGGGGUCGAAAACCCACCAAUUGAGAGUCUGCAGGAGAAAGUUUCUGUGGCUGACAUGAAAGCGUUGCUGGUGGGCCGGGAAUGCCCCCAUACCAAGGAAAAGAGUUCGGGCAAGCAGAAUAAGGAUCUUCUUGACCUUGCAUUUUCCAUAAGUUACGAUGUCGGAGAGCAUCUGAAUUUCAUUGCCUCUACACGUUAUGAGUUCUGCUUGUGGACCGAUGGACUGAAUGUGCUUCUCGGCCGGGAGAUGGUCAGCGAAAGGAUGCGGAGCGAACUGGAUAUCUUGCUGUCAAUGGAGCUCAAGUUGCGAUUGUUGGAUCUGGAGAACAUUGCCAUUCCGGAUGCCCCACCCGACAUCCCAAAGCCUCCCAGCAACUUAAAUUUCUGCUACGACUUUACCCAUAUCGAACAGUAAGGGUCUGUCCUUGCUGUCCUUACCACACAGUGCUUCCCCCCCACCCCACCCUCCUCAAGCAGGAUCUGCACACACCACUCUACGAAUUCACGGGUUCAGAUCACCCGGAAAGCCGGAUCAGAAAAAGGUGGCAUGGAAAUUCCCUGCUUUCAUCCCACAUUGUUCCAAUUGCUUUCUCUGUUGUUAUCUUUCGCCAAAGUAGCAUUUACUGGCGACAUCAAAGCCGGGCAAACCACAGGUAAACCAAUGCUGUCCAAACCGCAUCUUGUCAAAGCAGGGUUUGAAGAUGAGCGGUGACCACGGAUUGCCUAAUUCAGACAUUGCAACAAACGAAGCGAGGCCAAGAGGAAGGAGUAGGGCAGCUUGUGGUUUGCUCACAGCCUUCCCAACCAAGCCCUGGUUGAGGGUGCGUGUUUUUUUUGUUUUUAAAUCUAGAAAAUCAGUUCUUGGAAUUAAUGCUUCCGGAUGCACAAUUUUAUGGGGCUUCCUUCCAACCGAGGUGCCAUCAAAAUCUGGAAUGGGGAAUAGCUUUGCCCGGGAGAGAGAGAGACAGAGAGAGUGAGAGAGGCUGACAGAGAGGGCUUAAGAAUAGAAAGUGAGCACUGUGAAAAGGGGAACAGAGAACUGAAUAGCCACCCACUCACUCACCACAAUAUUUGUUUCUAUGAGCUACCGUGUUUCCCCGAAAAUAAGACAGGGUCUUGUUUUCUUUUGACCCAGAAA
Messenger RNA from Thamnophis elegans (Western terrestrial garter snake), 3378 nucleotides. It is a transcript of the gene ELMO3, whose product is annotated as engulfment and cell motility 3. NCBI's taxonomy places the organism in Eukaryota, Metazoa, Chordata, Lepidosauria, Squamata, Natricidae. Gene Ontology annotation, biological process: cell motility; actin filament organization. The record is from RefSeq and is a predicted model, not a curated record. Bases 499 to 2655 code for a protein of 718 amino acids. The transcript is spliced from 22 exons.